This is a messenger RNA of Paramecium primaurelia, 2048 nucleotides long. NCBI's taxonomy places the organism in Eukaryota, Ciliophora, Oligohymenophorea, Peniculida, Parameciidae. The record is from the annotation of a GenBank genome assembly.
AUGAGUCAAUCGACAGCAAAAAACUUAAGAGAUUUGCUUAUAAAAUAAUAACUUAAUAGUAAAAUUAAAUUUAAAGGCGAACCUGUGAAUAAAAUUUAACCAACUAGAAAAUAAUCAGGUAAUUGGGAUAAAAAAGUUGAUAUUUCCUAAUGCUAAUGCAAUUAAAAGAAUUGCAAUAUAUGCAUAAAGAAAAGGGUUGUAAUUAAUGCUUCACCUUUACUGAAAGUCAAAGUUAGCACUAAAAACUAACCAUGUGAAACUGAUAGUAAAAGAGAGAUCAAAGCAGGCAGUUCAGUUUCAGCACAUCAAUCUCCUAAUCGUGAAAAACAAUAUUAGAUGCAAUAAAUGUUUUUACAAAAAUAACUUUAAAGCCAUUUACAUCAAUUAUAAGAAUCACGUCCAUAAUCAAGAUAAAUACCAAAAGAAUAGGUAAAGAAACCAUAAUUUUAUCAUAAUAUGGAUAAUUUUUUGAAUAGCUAUUAUUAAAAAAGUAAUCUAAGCAAUUCUUAGUUAUAUGAAAACAGUUACAAUGUUAAAUCAAAAGCAAUUCCAAAACGAGUAGAAUCUAAAAGUCAUGUAUUAAGUAAUACUCAAACUUCAUUUAAAUUAAAAUUGACUUAAUAAGGACCUAAAUUUUCAGCUGUAUCUUAUUGAAUUUUAUAUUAGAUUAUCAAUUCUGGAUUAGUUGAAUCAGCUCCAAACUCUCCUAAUAAUCAUGAAAGUUCAAAUAAAAGUAAAUUAACACCUAAUGAUUCUAUCUCGAAAAAUAAAAUUAAUUAAAAUGAUUCAAAAUCAAGUGAAUUAAGAAGAAAAUCUACAGGUGAGAUCUCAGAUAAAACUUAAAUACUUAGUUUAAAAAUAGAAGAAUAAGUAAAUAGAACUCAUUUUAAAUUUCUCUAUGUAAUUGGUAAAGGUGGAUUUGGAAGAGUUUGGAGAGUAGAAAUGAAAAAGAAUAAGAAAUUAUUUGCAUUAAAAGAAAUGUCAAAAGCUAAAGUAAUAUAAAAAAGAAGUGUUAAUUCAGUUUUAAAUGAGAAAUAUUUAUUAGAACAUUUACAUCAUCCUUUUUUGGUUAAUAUGUGGUAUGCAUUUUAAGAUAGGGAAAAUCUAUUUUUGAUUAUUGAUUUAUUGACUGGUGGUGAUCUGAGAUUUCAUUUAGGAAAGAUGAGAAGGUUUAGUGAAGCUUAAACCAGUAAAGAAUAUUUAUUACAAUAGAAUUUUUUGUUGCUUGCAUAUUGUUGGCUUUAACUUAUUUACAUUAAAAUGGGAUAAUCCAUAGAGAUUUAAAACCAGAAAACUUAGUAUUAGAUUAAGAUGGAUAUAUGAGAUUAACAGAUUUGGGAAUAGCUAGAAUGAAUAAAGGAAAUAAUGCUGGAGAUACAUCAGGAACACCUGGAUACAUGGCACCUGAAGUAAUGUGUAGAAUGGAUCAUUCAGUUGUGGCUGAUUAUUAUGCACUAGGAGUAAUAACAUAUGAAUUGAUGCUUGGAAGAAGACCUUAUAAUGGUAGAACUAGAUAAGAUAUCCGAGAGUAAAUUCUAGCUAAAUAAGUUUAAGUAAAAAAGGAAGAGUUACCUUUAGGAUGGAGUGAGGAUUCACUUGAUUUUGUAAAUUAGGUAUUUAAUAUUAUUUGAUGAUUUUAUUAGUUAAUAUUAAGAAAGCCGGAAAGAAGACUUGGUAGUAAUGGCAUUGAAGAAAUAUUACAUCAUUCUUGGUUGAAAGGAUAUCCUUGGGAUGAUUUAUUAAAAAAGAAAAUUAAAGCUCUUUAUGUUCCAGGAGUAUUUUAUUUAAUAGAAUGUUUAGGCUGUAGAUGAUAAUUUCGAUUUUUAGAAUCAAAUUUCAGAGGAAACUUAAUUGAAUGAUGAUUAAUAAUUAGAGAAUUAAGGUCUUUUAAGGAGAGAUACUGUUUAAUGUAAAAAAAUUAAUAAAAUAUAGCUUUAUUUGAUGGAUAUAAUUUUGAUGUUGAAUUAAAAAACAUUUAACAUUAAUAAACAUAAAAGAAUUAAUCUUAAAGAAAAUCAUAACCUGUUUCUCCAGAGAAAAGAGUAUGA